CACUUUGAAUUUUUGUAUUAUUCAUCAAUACAUUAUGAAGAUCGCAGAGAAUUUUAAAGGAACUUAUAAUUUUUAACAAAGAAGCCACAUCGUCUGUAGCUAAUUUCCAUUACAUACUGAAGUCAACUUUUAAAACAAUCAAUGUGAAGAAAGGAGGACUGGACCACUACUUUAUCUUAGCUUGUGAUUCCAUCUACAGUCCAUAUUAAUCACAAAAUUUUAACUCUAAUCUUCCAAUUCCAUGUCACGUGAAUAGCUCAUUAGUUAUUAUUUAUGACUUCAAUGGUCCUCAUUUGAUGUAAUUGUUGAAUCAGUCAAACACUUUACGCGGUUAACAUAUGGAAAUCUUUCCCAAAGUUGAUCUGAUCAAAAAAAGUCUACCUACAUUAUCCAGUUGUCAUUAUUCCAGUUGAUAUCAUCAUAAUAAAGGUGGUACUAAUAUUGUCAAUUGUCAAACAUAAUGAAUGAUAUUAUGGUACAGUUACAUACAACUGGUUAGCGUAAAGGUGAGGAUUGGCAAAGUAAGGGCCGCAUUCCUACAAUUGAAGAACAUAUGGAACUCAAAACAACUUUCAACUAAUAUCAAAGUCAGAAUCUUCAAUACGAACAUCAAAACAUUUCUCUGUAGGGAGUUGAAACAUGGAGAACUACAACAACCAUCAUCAAGAAGGUACAAGUAUUUAUGAAUAGGUAUCUACGCAAGAUACUCAACAUCCAUUCACCGGAUAUCAUCAGCAACAGCCUUCUGUGGGAGAGAACAAAUCAGCUUCCAGCUGAAGAGGAAAUUAGGAAAAGAUUAUGGAAAUGGAUAGGAUAUACAUUACGCAAAUCAUCAGACCGCAUCAUGAGGCAAGCCCUUACUUGGAAUCCUGAAGGGAAGGGGAAAAGAGGAAGGCCAAAUGACACAUUACGUCGGGAAAUAGAAUCAGAUAUAAAAAGGAUGAAUAACAACUGGAAAAAGCUGGGAAGGAUUGCCCAAGACAGGGUUUGGAUGGAGAGUGCUGGUAGGCAACCUAUGCUCCUCCACUAGGAAUAACAGGCGUAAAUGGUGGUUGGAGGUAGUCAACAGGAAACUCUGGACCCGGGUUUUGUGCUACUCGGCACUCAUCAGCAAGGUGUACUUGUAAUCUUAAGGGAACUGGUGCACUAGGAGGGACUUGAUACACAUGACAGUGAUCACCAUUCAGUGGUCAAUCAAUUGUGAUUACACCUUAUUAUUGAUUUUAUUAAUUUGACUAACUUAAUAUUCAUAUUGUGAUAAUCCCUAUUGCUUAAACUCUCUGAUGCUUUGUUGUUUCAAAUUAUGGAUCAGUUCGUAUUUAUAUCGAUCUGUAUAUUGUUAGUAACUGAC
Messenger RNA from Schistosoma haematobium, 1351 nucleotides. RefSeq lists its product as uncharacterized. NCBI's taxonomy places the organism in Eukaryota, Metazoa, Platyhelminthes, Trematoda, Strigeidida, Schistosomatidae. Bases 683 to 1030 code for a protein of 115 amino acids. The record is from RefSeq and is a predicted model, not a curated record. The transcript has 3 exons.